Suillus discolor is the source of this 2586-nucleotide messenger RNA. RefSeq lists its product as uncharacterized. NCBI's taxonomy places the organism in Eukaryota, Fungi, Basidiomycota, Agaricomycetes, Boletales, Suillaceae. The transcript is spliced from 14 exons. The record is from RefSeq and is a predicted model, not a curated record. The coding region runs from base 1 to 2586 and encodes 861 amino acids.
AUGGGCUGUAAAAGGCACUACAAAUAUCAACCUCUUACAUCCUAUCUACAACGGAUCAACAAACUCCAGAGUGCAUCACAGAUUUUACUCGAGUCAGGCCAGCACAUGACUACUAGUACUGCUACCACCAGAACACCGAGUCCUGUUCACCACGAUGAUUUCCUGAUGGACUUCGAGGUGGAAGGGCAGGAUCACUCAAACGUCUACUAUGAGGGUAUUGUGCCUGUGAACUUGGAGAAUGACCUUCCGGGGUCUAUUGAAGAGUCCUGGGGUGAUCAAGUAUCGGAGAAGCCUUAUGUUGAGCACUUUGAAGGUGCUGCAAAGGUAUAUCAGUGUGGCCAGACCUUCCAGGAUAGAUUCAACAUGGAUCCAUAUUCCCAUUAUCGCAAGGACAAUCUGUACUAUCCAUUUGCAUCCCUCCAGGACUGGGAGCUCGGAAAGUUUCUCUUGUGCUCAUCCCUAAGUAUGGCAGCCAUAGAUCAAUUUCUGGGGCUGGAACUGAUCAAAUCAUUACCUCUCUCCUUUUUCACAGCGAAGGAGCUACAUGGUCGUGCCGAGCUUCUGCCUUCUGUUCCGAAGUGGCAGUACUGCAUCAUCUCGACGACUCAUCCAACAAAACAACCAGUCUGUCUUUACUGGCAUGAUCCACUGGAUUGCAUCAAAUCGCUUUUUAGCCACCUGCAUUUUUCCAAUGAAAUUGAUUUUACACCUACACGUGUAUACAACAUGAUGGAACCAUGGUCGAUGCAGUCACAACUUCCAGAGGGCGCGACAUUGCUGGGUGUCAUACUUUCUUCGGACAAAACCAACAUCACAAAUAUGACUGGUGGGCGCGUUGCCCAUCCGCUUCUUAUCAGCCUUGCCAAUAUCAAGAUGGCGACUCGAAACAAAGCAUCCUCCCAUGCUUUCCUUCUCACCGCACUGCUUCCGAUUGCUGAGUUUUUGCAUCCGGUGAAGUGGUUGCAGAGUGUCCUGGAAGCCCGCUUGGUCCACCAAUGUCUGGACGUCAUUCUUGAGCCGCUCAAGCAAGCUGCAUGUAUCAGGCGAAUGAUGUCAGACCCGCUUGCCAGCAUUGAAUGUGAUCCCCAAGAUGUCGAGGCUUACUUCACUGCAUGUGCCCCCUUCCACCUCAGUGGCGUCGCCCAUCCACCUUGCUUUCUAACUCCUGAGGCUCUGCACCACUGGCAUCCUGUUGGCGCACAGGAAUUGGACUUUCACUUCUUCGAUGUCACUGGAAGAGCGCAGCGGGAUCUGCAGCAUUAUAUUGUUGCCCUCAUUGCUGAUGCAGCUCCUCCUGGCAUUGUCAUAGCUGUUCGGGCGCUCAUGGAUUUUUGGUACUUAUCACAAGCAACAAUUCUUAACACUCUCCAGGAAUUUCAUGACCACAAGCAAGACAUCAUUGCAUGUGGGGCGCAUCUAGGCGCCAAGAGCAAAAAUGUUCUCGACAACUGGCAUAUUCCUAAACUGGACAUUCGUCAAGUCGGUUCCCUCUUGCAGUGGUCUGCCAAUACCACCGAGCACGCUCACAUCACCCUGAUCAAGGAUCCUGCCGACUCCACCAACAACAACAACAUUGAUGCUCAAAUAUGCCGUUUUCAGACUACGACAUCACUCAUCGCUCAACUGUCUCAGUCUUCAAGUUCUCUAGUGAUGGACAAUGGUUCGGGGUCAGACGACAAAGAUGCAGAUGUUGAUGAGGCAGAUCCACAGGCCGCAGUUACCGAUCAUCUCUGGGGGUCGAAACGUCCUGUCACUAAUUUCUUCAAGAAGGCAAAACAAGUCUUUUCGAACAUAAAAGCGACAAGACCUCUCCGGACAUUUGUUGUUGGUAGUACAGCAAUUCACCUCAACUUCGAUCCUUCCUUACGGCGCAUACCGGUUGAUGUUUUUGCCGAAAUUUUUUCUUUGCCUGACUUACGGGGAGCACUUGCUGACUACGUUCAAUGGGAAGGUCACAAUCGCACAUCUCAGAGCUUUCACAAGCUGGAGGAGCAGCGCCGUGCAGCACCCAAUGCAUCUCUGCCAUUUAAUGAUCUUAUGGUCUGGUUCAAAGUAUGGGUGCAGCAGGCAUCAUACUACAACCAAUCAGCUACUCCUCCUGCUCUCACUAUCAACGCAUCUCCUCUGAGCACAACUAAAAAGUAUGGUCACUAUGAUGCUGCUAUAUUCGCUGUCGAUGACACCGAAGUUGAACAAUGGCCAGUUAGUGGACUUAAAGGCCACACUGUUGUUGAGGUGCGCCUUAUUAUGCAACCGCUUCCUCCACGAGGAAAGACUAUUCCUUGGGCUGGGCGUCUUCUCACUUACGUCCAAUGCCUGGAUGUCGUAACUCAGCGACGCGGAAGUGUAUUGGAACGCACUAUGCAAAUGCAUGUUUUAAAAUGUGCAAUGCGAUCAGCAGGGGUCCCCUUCGGUGACAUCCUCCCACUGGAUCAACUUCGUUCUUUUGCCCAUAUUGUCCCCUGGUUCGGUCAUAUUGCUGAUGUUCAUCUAACAGCGCAAAAUAGCGCUCACUCUGCUUGUGUUUUCUUCUUGAACAAAUACAUUGAUAAAGAGUUUUAUUAUGCAAUAUCAAACUCAUACUAG